UUGUGCUUCCAGCCUGUGCAGAGUAGGUUACGCGUCCGAGUUUCUAGCAGUUUGCUAAACAAUGGGAGGGCUAACCUUUGCCGGGUGUCCGGCAGGCGGAACAGAGCGGAUGAGGGCUUACCGGCAGUUAAAUGGCCCCGAAUCAAGCUCUGGCAGCAGAGAGCGGCGGCGGAAGUUGCUCUGGGCGGGGCGGCGUGCUUGGGAGAAUCGGAUCCCGAGCCUAUCAAAACGAGGCGGAGGCGCCUACCUCUGGAAGGCAGGAAAGAGGUUUUCCAGAAGGUGGACCAAGGCGUGAGUGAUACGGCUGUGGGUACCAUUUUGGCCUCGAUGAGUCAACGGUACGCCUGAUUAAGAAAAACAGGUCGCAUUGGUCCUGCGUGGAGAAAUUUCUCAGUCUACUCCAAGAUGUUGUGCAUUCCUGUGAUAUAAGCACCGGGGAAAUGGAGGCCGCCUUAACUUUCUCAGUAGAGUAGCAGACCAUAAAGGGGCAGCCAACGACCUCAAAGCCAUUUGCAACCAUGCCAAACGGAUCUUGUAGGUAUCUGGUGGAAACCAGCGGUCAGGGCAAUCCAGAUACGGUUUGAGACGUUUAAAAGUUGCUGCUGUUUGCGAAAUGUGAGGUUGAUGGGAGAGGAAGAACCAUUAAACGCUGAGUUGACACCCAAGUAUUUCAAGAAGUUGGAGAGAUUGAUCAGAGAUUCCUCAGCAGGUUCCCAGUUUCAAGCAGAUUGUUGCGGGAAACAGCGAGGGAAACAAAGUCACCGAGACCACUUUGCAGGAAGCAGGAAUUUUAUAAUUCUACCAGACUCGAGAUAAAUUCUCAAAGCCCUGAGCCCGGAUCAGUGUCAGGAGAUGAGUUAUGUACCCCCCCAGGUGGGUAAUGUAACCAAGGGGUUUUUGCAGUAUAUGGUUCGCAGGUGGUCAGAAAGACAAGUCAGUUAUAGAGAAACAAGUUAGUUACAGAGUUUCCCCUCAACCCCCCCACCCCGACAGAAUGUGGUCACAGUUACAGGAAAUCUUGCAGAGCCUAGCUGGAGGCCUGUGACACUUUUGAGCUUGCAGAAAGCUGCUUGUAGCCCCCAUAGUAGGGAAUUCAAGGUAAAUUCUAGACACAGUAAAUCCCAGAAAAAAUAGCCACGUUGGCUCCAACAAGAUGAAUCUCUUUUGGAAGUGCAUGCCUCCCAUAUUUUUAAGGAAAUAGACAAAAAUCGGGAAAGCUUAGAGAAACUAAGGUCAGGAUUUCCCUCAUUUUUUUGUGCCAGUGCCUCAGGGCUCAGGUGACAAAAUGAUAAAAAUCAUUGCAGCAUUACAAGACCUUAAUCUCCUUCGUCUUCUGGAAAAAGAUAAAAAACAACAACAAAACGCCCUCCUGUGUUCUGGCGAUCACACCCCGAAGUAUCUAUAACCACUGCCCUCUUUUUGGAAUGGUUUCUCAAUCGUUUGUCUAUGAGGCCCUAAGUUAAUGUAACAGACAAAAAAAAUUUGAAUUUGGAGUCUUACUUAUUACAAACAAAAGUCCCAACAACCUGACUUAAUAUUCUUUGUUCCUAAUGUUGAUGUGGUUUUUCCCUGGGAAGGCACUAGCUUUCUCCAGUCCUUGUAUUAUUGUAUAAUUGAAGCAUUCAGGUGGUAUUGCAGCAAACAAACGUUUGACUACUUUGCUGACUUCAUAGAUCUAAACCCUCACUGUAUGUUUUAAAAAAAAGAACAUGGCAACAUUACAACAUCGCUGAUACUUUAUUAAUGGUUAAAGAGGUGAUGGAUGACAUAAGACAGCCAUUUUUAAUAAAGCUUAGUGGGAACUUUGAGAGGAUGCUGCGAAAUAGUAUGUAUGUUUUCCUAGAGUUGAUGAAGUCAAAAUGAAGAAGAAAAAGUCCAUAGAGUCUGCAAGAUGGGUGAGUUAUAAAUUCAUCAAUAGCAAGAAUAGUGAAAAUAAUGAGCUACUCAAUCUUCGGUGAUAAGAGAGUCUAUAUCUAUAGAUGAGGAAGAAAACAAGUCCCUGCCACCAGAGGUAAAUAUAAGGGAAUUGAAUUGAAUGCUGUUUUACUGCCAGUCUUCAGUCCUCACCAAUAUUGCAGUUGAUAGGGAUCCUUUCCAGGACUGAAGUUUGGCUUGAAAAAAGUUGUGGUAAAUUGCUGUAUAUCUAUAAAGUGGUGCAGAAGAACCUUCAAAAUCAAAGGAGUCCAAGAAAGAAAGAUGAUGAAGUGGAUGAUGGAGAUGAAUGCAGGAUCUGAGUCUGAGGGGAAAUCUGAGUCUUUCUCAGAGUCUGAGACUGCCAGAAUCCUGUAAGGAGGAGAAAAGGUGGAGAAUAAAAAGUGCCAGAAGUGCCUGGACCUUCCGGCAAUGGUAAAGACUUAAUAUAUCUGAAGAGCCUGCCAAAGCUAUAAAGGCAGAAUUGGACUUCUGGAAUCUAACCUUGGAAUUGAAUCUGAAGAGAGUAGAGGUGUCUUGAAUUGAAGGAUGAAGAAUAUCUAGAGGUUAUGUCUUCCAAAUAACAGUCUCUUGCUAUCCUUCUGUCAUUAUCUCAACAUCACCUGCAUCUCUACCAUCAUUCUUAGAAUCAGCAGUCACAUGUCUAUAACAUUUAGUCAUUGAACAAACACUGUGUAAACUCUGUGCAGGGCCUUGUGUUAAACUUGGGAAUUCAUCUCAGGAAAUCAUCUGAGGAUCUGAGAUCCUGACGGCUUCUUUUCUGACAUACCCCAUGCUCAGGACCCUUAGCCUACGUCUCCACUCAGCCAUCACUGGCAGCUACUUCUCUGGUGCUCACUCCAUCGUCUUUGUCAACUGUCCCAAUGAGCAAGUUGCCAGAGACAUUGCCAGGGCCAUAUUGAACAAGAAGCUGGCUGCCUCUGUGAACAUCCUGCCCAAAUCAUCUUCACUGUACUUUUGGAAGGGAGAAAUAGAAGAAGCCACUGAGAUCUUGUUGUUAAUAAAGACAAAGACUUCCAAGGUCCUCAUGCUGUCCAGCUAUAUCAGGUUGGUGCAUCCGUUUGAAAUCCCAGAAGUCUUCAGUCUUCCCAUGGACCAAGGAGAUGUGCACUAUUUCAAGUGGCUUGAGGAGGGCAUGGAGGAAGACUGAGUGGGAGAAGCUUCUUGUGAUGCUGCCAGCUGCCUCUAGCCUUCAUCAUCUGUGCUCUGGGGAAGAGCAGGCCUCCUUCUGUCUCCCAGCUUCUGUGGAUGCUAUAUUCCCAUUAGCACAGUGGCACUAAUUGACCUAUGCAAGCUGGAGGUCCAAAUUUCCCAAGGCUGAAAAAGAAGGCUAGGCCAGAUGGGCCAGCAAGAACCCAAUGGAACUUGUCUUUGAGUGCUAUGUGUUUAAAGGUGGCCAGAGGGUAGGUGUGGAUGGUUGGGUGUAGGGCCUAAGGGGAGGAGGAAGUGAGGGUGAAGUUUGUCAUCUUUAUAGUCACUGGGCCUAGCUUCAGUGCCUAGAGUGUAAUUUCUCCCCUGCUUUUCAAGGGAAGGAAUAGAGACAAUGACCUUGUUCACCCGGAAGUCUGUGGGAUGAAUACCUCUUUCCAGAGGGACUGGCAAGUGCUCUAUUCAAAAGGAUGACUUGGUAUUGUGGAAUGUCAGGGAUCAGCAGGAUUUUCUUUUUCUUUUCUUUUUUUUUUUGUAGUUAAAGAGGCUUUUGUUGCUCCUGAGUCUCUAGGAGGUGGUACUGGGAAUGUGUUUUUUGAGCACAUGCUUGACUGGGGGGUAUCAGGGCUUAGAACACAGCCUUGUGAGUUGAGAGUAUGUCUUGACUGUUUUCUGGCCUUAAUGUAACAGACACUCAAAGGUUCUGGUGCCUUGCUCAGUGGCAAUACAGAUCUUGAGUCCUGGAACCAGCUAGACCAGUGCUUUUUGUGUGUCUGUGUGUGUGUUUUCUACACAGAGCCCUGGGGUUGACACAAGGCUCCACCCACAUUCCUGCCAGUUCACUGUUUUCACUUUUAGGUGCUGAACUUCUUUGUAAGAUUUGGGGGAUUUUUGAAAGUUUUCUUUGUCAAAAGUUUUCUUUGUCAAAAAUUUGUAAACCAUUUUGUUGAGCCAGUCUCCAUUUUAUGGAUUACUGAGGAAAACUGAACAGCAUGACAUUCAGAAGGGGGUAGAAUGUUGAAUUAUGCAUGGUACAGCCAUGCUGCUCAUAGUUUCUGGGGCUCUCCUAUACUUCCACCACAGUGUCUGAUGAAGAGCAGGGGAUACUGAGACCCAGGUGGUGGGAAGAAGAGAUUUGACCUAGGUUCCCUCCGAGAAUUUGUCACAAGGUAACUCCAUUCUGGGAGGACUAUGGACAGUUGGGUUAAGGAUCCACAGACAGCUGUGAUAUCCUGAUCUCUCCUAGAGGAAGGGGUGAGUGAGUGAGGUUCUGAUACUUGCUGUGCUUCUUUCACUUUAGUGCUCCCAAGUAUCAAGCAGGGGAGGAUCUCCAAGGGCCCAACUGUGAGGAACUUAUAAGACCUGCAGGCUGAGGUCCUUCCAAAGGUCCAGAGGGUGCCAGCAGUGAUUUUGAGGGCUGCCUGAGGAGAGGAACAGAAUGCUAAUGAUGAUGUCUCUUGCUUUUUACAGUAGAUCAGUUUCUGACACAUAUGCAAAUACUAUGUAAAGUAAACCCUACUUAAAAUGUACUGAGGUUCCCAGAUGGACUACGGUUUUUCUUUUAGGCUUGUAUCUUGAGGAAGUCUGGCUUCAUAACCUUGCUCCCCUUGCCUUUCCCAUUAUCACCCUUGUCUCUGCUGUGCCAGGUAAUGUUACUUCUUUGCUCACACUGUCCCUUCUGUCUGGAGUGUCCUUCUGCCUGAAUGCUUAUGACUCUGGGGCUGCUGCUUUGUAAGACCUGGCUCCACAGCUGGAAGUUCUCUCUUCUGCCUUGGUGUUCUGCCUGCCUUUGUGUGUCACAGUCAGGGGCAUAUCUGAAUCUAUUACAUCUCUUGCACAAGGUUUGGCGAAUAUUCCCCCAAAUUGAUGUUUCAAGGAUUUAAAUAACCAAAGUUUUCUCUACAGUAAAGUGUGGAAUCAACAAGAUUCAACUUUUUUCCUUUGUUGCAGGCAGGUGGCGAGGGUCCUUGCCUUCACUAGCCAAAGAAUUGGCCAGUGAGACAGCAAACUGACUCACAAGACCACAAGGUCAGCAAACAAGUAGGAUUUAUUAGACAGGAAGGAAAAGCUGCCCUUAGAGAUAGACAGAGAGCCCAGAAAGUCGGUUGCUCCCUGCCAUUUACAGAGGGGGUUUUUUAUUUGGUCCUUUUUGUUGGGGAGGAGAGUUAGGAGUCAGGGGUGG
Castor canadensis (American beaver) is the source of this 5263-nucleotide messenger RNA. Its product is annotated as protein CutA homolog. Lineage: Eukaryota; Metazoa; Chordata; Mammalia; Rodentia; Castoridae. Gene Ontology annotation, biological process: response to metal ion. Gene Ontology annotation, molecular function: copper ion binding. The record is from RefSeq and is a predicted model, not a curated record.